Cordyceps militaris CM01 is the source of this 1797-nucleotide messenger RNA. RefSeq names its product transcriptional regulator Cwf13/SkiP, putative. The record is from RefSeq and is a predicted model, not a curated record. Lineage: Eukaryota; Fungi; Ascomycota; Sordariomycetes; Hypocreales; Cordycipitaceae. The coding region runs from base 1 to 1797 and encodes 598 amino acids. The transcript has a single exon. Gene Ontology annotation, biological process: mRNA splicing, via spliceosome. Gene Ontology annotation, cellular component: spliceosomal complex.
AUGGCGUCCAUCGCCGCAUCCCUGCAGUCUUCGCUGCCGAAACCGAAAUACACGGGCGAAGAUGAAGAAAUCCCCUCCCACGCCAAGCCGCGCGGCCCUCGGAUCGUGGGCGCGGGCCAGAUUGACGAGACACAAAUUGUGCUGAAGCGCGCCGGCCCGCCGCCGUAUGGCCAGCGAGUCGGGUGGCGGCCCCGGUCGCAGGAGGACUUUGGCGACGGCGGCGCGUUUCCCGAGGUGCCGGUCGCGCAGUAUCCGCUGGACAUGGGCAAGAAGGGGUCAACGGCGAGCAACGCGCUGGCGAUCCAGGUGGACGCCGAGGGCAAGGUCAAGUACGACGCCAUUGCGCGGCAGGGGCACGGCGACGGCCGCAUCAUUCACACGUCGUUCAAGGACCUGAUCCCGCUGCGGCAGCGCGCAGACGCGGGCGAGAUUGACCUGGCGCGGCCGGACAAGGAGACGGUGGCGGCGACGGCUGAGCGGACGCGAGACGCGCUGGCCAAGCUGGUGAGCGGCGCGCUGGCGGCGCAGAAGCCCAAGAAUGUCAAUGUCGGGCAGCGCGCGGAACCGACGUUUGUGCGAUACACGCCAGCGGACCAGAUGGGCGACAACUCGAAGAAGCAGGACCGCAUCAUGAAGAUUGUUGAGAAGCAGCGCGAUCCGCUGGAGCCGCCCAAGUUUAAACACAAGAAGAUCCCGCGAGGCCCCCCUUCGCCGCCGCCGCCCGUGAUGCACUCGCCCCCGAGAAAGCUCACGGCAGAGGACCAGGAGAUGUGGAGGAUCCCUCCGCCGGUGUCCAACUGGAAGAAUCCCAAGGGCUACACAGUACCAUUGGACAAGCGUCUGGCUGCGGACGGCCGAGGACUACAAGAUAUUACAAUUAACGACAAGCACGCUCAAUUCGCGGAAGCCGUCAAAAUGGCGGAGCGCCAUGCACGCGAAGAGGUACAGCAGCGUGCUCUCAUGCAGCAACGUCUGGCGGAGAAGGAGAAGAUGCAGAAGGAGGACAAUCUGCGCGCCCUAGCCCAAAAAGCACGCGAGGAGCGCAACGCGGCCAACACCAGCCGCGGCCGCCGCAACUCGCGUGACUCGGCCGACUCGCGCGAUAGUCGGGACUCACGGUCGCGCUCCUCGGGCUACGACUCGCGACGCUCCUCCCGUAGCCGCUCCGGCAGCGAGUCGGACGGCGAGCGGGCGCGCACCAAGGCCCGCGCGGAGCGGCGCAAGGAAAAUGAGCGCAAGCUGCGGCAGAGCCACAUGGGUGCGGAGCGCCAGAUGCAGGCCAUGGCUCGGGAGCAGAACCGCGACCUUUCGGAGAAGAUUCAGCUGGGUCUCGCCAAGCCGACACAGUCCAAGGAGACCAUGUACGACUCGCGGCUGUUUAACCAGUCGAGCGGGUUCGACAGCGGGUUCAACGAGGACAACCACUACGACAAGCCGCUCUUUGCGGCACAGGAUGCCAUUAGCAGCAUCUACCGGCCGCGCGCCAACAUGGACGACGACGAGGACGCGGAUACGGGCGACCGGGAAAUGGCCAAGAUUCAGCGGACGGGCCGCUUCGGGGACGCGCUCGGCAAGGGCACGUUCAAGGGCGCGGCCGAGGUGGAGGCGCGCGAGGGCCCGGUGCAGUUCGAAAAGGAGGCGGCGGAUCCGUUUAAUGUGGACAAGUUUCUGUCUGAAGUGGACAAGAAGGAGAGUGGAGGCGGUGGUGAGGGCGGCAGCAGUGGGAAGAGGGGAUACGGACUGCAGGAGGACGAGGAUAGAGGCAAGAAGCGGGCGCGCGUGGAGGACGAUGAUUAG